Molecule: messenger RNA, 3545 nt
Organism: Aquila chrysaetos chrysaetos
Lineage: Eukaryota; Metazoa; Chordata; Aves; Accipitriformes; Accipitridae
Gene: DDIAS
Product: DNA damage induced apoptosis suppressor
Exons: 6
Coding region: 347-3298 (983 amino acids)
Biological process (GO): negative regulation of intrinsic apoptotic signaling pathway in response to DNA damage
Cellular component (GO): cytoplasm; nucleus
Source: RefSeq, a predicted model, not a curated record
UCGUCCCCGCCCCCAGCAACGGCCCUCGGCAACCGUCACUUCGGUCUUCCGGGUUCUCCUCAGAGCUGGGGCGGCUCCGGCCGCGGCCGCGGUUCCCCGGGGCCAGCGCUGAGGCGAUGGGGGCGCGGCCGGGGUAACCGCCUUUCUGCGGGCCCGAGGGCACGGAGGGCAGCCCUUGCCCGGGUGAUAGCGCUUCGCCGUUUCCCUUCAGCGCGGUCCCUGGGGCCGGGAGACGGUGUAUAACGGCGCUGAAAUCGGCACGUCGGUAAGAACGGGAGAGUUUAAGGCAAUGAGCCCGCUGGAGGGCAGCAGGCACUGAUGGAAAACUCGGUGAUACGGUGAGCACAUGAAUAGUGUGAGAGGACUCUUGGCUGCCUCUGUAAUUUCCGUCCAGAACUCCUGCUUCAUCUAUCCUGCCUGUCAAAAAUGCUUUUCUAGGCUGAUACUGGAUUCUAGGAGGUUUAACUGUGUAAAAUGUGGCUGCACAGGUGAAGCUAAAGAUGCAAGCUACAGAUAUAGAUUGUCCCUAAAGAUUGCUGACACUAAUGAUUUGUUUGACAUUACCGUGUUUGGAAGUUGCUUAGAUCCAUUCUUUGGGGUCACCGCAGAAAAUCUGCAGAGGUGUAUUCAAGACUUCAAUCAGCUGUCAGGAGAAACAAACACAGAUGCACCUCCAGGACUGUUAGUUCAAGCAGUGGAAACCUGUUUCAUUGGAAAAAGAUUUAUAUUUGGAGUGAAGGGUUGUGCAAGUGAAGAUGGAGGGCGUUCUGCUGUCAGCAGCAUCUUGCAAAACUGUUCCAGAAUUAAUAGAAGUACCAAAAAGCUUACAGCUUGCCAGAUCUUCCUGCCAAAUGCUGCUGUUACUGGCUUUACUGUUAUCAGCUACUUUGAUCAGCUCCUGCAGUUGGCAAAAUUCAGGAGCUGUAAUAACAGCUCAUACUUACCUGAUGCAUCUUCAGCUCCAAUAGAUGAACCUGUCAGUGAGCUCAGCAGCUUGUCUAGCCCGAGCAGAAACUCCUGUUUUGUUCAGUCUAGUGGCAGAGAAACUUUUUUAGGGUCCUGGCAGCAGUCCUUCAGCCUGACUUCAUCUGUUGCUUGGGUAACAGUGGAAGACUUUCCCACUCUGGAAGUGGGAAAGCUGGUGAGUGAACAGCAUGAACAAGAGGGGAGGCCUGUCUCUGCAGAAUCGUGCAGUGUAAGCCUCAACAAUCAAACUUUUUGGGAUUCACAGUUUUGUAGCUCUUCUGUGAAGGAAGGAAAUGAGGAGGAUAAUGAAUUGAGUUCACAACCUAGUCAGACUGACAGCGUCUCUGCAACUGAUAAAUUAGAGAGAGUAUCCUCUUCAAAGACAGAGUGUUUACAUGGAAACAGUUCCAAGUUGUUACAACAUCCCUUGGAAUUUGGGGUAAAAAGCAUCUACCCAAAGACUAAUAGUAGAAAUUAUUCUUACCCAGAAAAAUCCCACAACUCCUUUUUUUAUGAGAGAGAUGCCUCAGCAUCUAAUCACAUAAAUGUAGCUGGAGUGUCUCAGACGGACUCUAUGCUUUGGGAUGAGCUCCCAUUCUCAGAAAGCCUAAAUGAAUUUUUAGCCAGAAUAGAAGGUGGCAAGAGUGUUGUAACAUCACCCAGCCUUGAUGCAGGCAAACAGACCCUUCUUGAAAGUAGCAACUUGGGUGUAAAUCUUAACAAAUCGUAUCCCAGGCAAACCCUACUAGCUGCUGAUUUGCCUGAAGCGAGCAUCUCGGGGAGGUUCUUGCCACCAGCAGAGGAUGGUAGUUGGGAGAACAUACUGUUUGCUUGUCUUCAGUCGAAUGCAAAUCCUCCGAGUGAUGAGGUGUCACAAUGUGAGUCUUCCUCUAGUGUUUUAUCUUCAACUGACAAGGAAUGUGGAGCAUCUUGCUUUAUACCUAACCCUUGUCUACCUAUUCUGUCACAGUCCUUGCCAGUUACAUCAGAGCCUUCUGUUUCCAAGAGCAGAUAUGUGCAGCCCAAAGAAGCAAAUAUGGACAUUUCAAAGUCAUCUUGGUCUUUUAUUAGUUUGCAGUGUACUGCUGAACAUGGAGAAAACUCCUGCUUAAAAAGGAGCAAGGCAGCUACCUGUGUGUGUUCUGCACAUGAUAGCUGUUUAGCAGGCUGCGAAAAUAAAGAAAAUUCUUCUUCUACACCAAGCCAAAGAACAGAUCUUACAUUCACAGGGGCAUGGGACUCUGAUCCAACAACUCCCAGCAAUACAAGAAGGCUGUACAAAAGAGAAUUAAAACCAUUGACAGAACUGUCAGAAAAUACCUUCAAAAGUGUUAACAGGAGAGAGAUGCUGUGGAACAGUAUCUUCCCUGAAGGCAGCUACAAUGCUUCUGCUGAUCUCUUUGAUACAAGUGCAAGAGAGGUAGCAAAACCUGUAGAAUUCCUAAAUAAAUCAUGUAAUUCUUUAAUACAGGAAGAUACUUUGACAGAAAAGGUCACAGCUCCUGAAUUGGUGCUUUAUCCUGGAGAUGAUGUUCUCUGUAACAGUUCAAAACCGAGCUCAUCCCUACACAGGUCCCCUCCUGCUUUUAGUAAGCACAGUACACCAGUAACUUACUCCUUUUGUCCUUCAGAAUGCAAUUCAGUUAGCGCUCAAGACUUUGUUCCUUAUUUACAGUCGACUCCUGUGACAAAACCUUUCCAGAAACUGUGGCCUGUUGGGGAAAGCUCUUCUGUCACUAUCUUCACCCCCCAAAAUCCCACUAAAAUCCAUUCCAAAUGCAAGCGAUCUAGGUCUUCCUUUCAAAACACUCUGUUGCAGCAGCUUACUGGCAGGUUAGUGAAACGUGAAAGGCUGAGUAAUGGGGAAGACAAAGAAAGUCAUAGCUCUGUUUCACAGCAGUUCCUUAACAGCCAACCACCUGCCAACUUUGAGGAUUGGAUCCCUCCAUCUGCGAACAAAAGGUUGAAAUCAACUGGAUCUUUAAACUUAAAAACAGUUAGUUGGGCUGCUGACCUGCAGUUGACCUGUGGGCAUGCUGGCAGGAACCCUAUUUCUGAAAGCAAAGAGAACAGUGAAAAUGAUGUGUGCUUCCAAAAUGAGAGAUUAAACCCUGGGGAUACAGCCAGGAUUCUAACAACUCCUGUAUUUGCAGGUGUCACCAAGGCCUUGUUUUUAAACGAUACAGUCCUGGAAACUUGUUCUCCUUCAGAAGGCAAGAGUCUCCUCUCAAGUGCAAAUUAUUCAGGGGGUAUUUUAGAAGGGGCAGCUGGCUGGUCUCCUGAGUUGUUCUUCCAAGCACGGACCCCUUUUUCCAGUAAGCCAAAAUACUAAAAAACAGAUGGUCCUACUCUGUAUUCUUUUUAAUUAUCUUUAAGACUUUUGGGAAGGAGCCAGUAGAAGAAAAUAGCUAUUUAACAAUUACAUUGUUUAUACACCUAUUGGCAUAUGUCUUCCUAAGAUGAGUUACGUUUAUUUGCAGAUCUUUGUACCACAGAGACGGGGGAAAACAGGAUUUGGAGUUACUAUAUUUUAUUGUAAAUUAAGUCUAGAAUGUGCAAUAAAAACUUUUGUAAAUGUG